Messenger RNA from Carassius gibelio (silver crucian carp), 2145 nucleotides. RefSeq names its product prepronociceptin-like. Gene Ontology annotation, molecular function: opioid receptor binding. NCBI's taxonomy places the organism in Eukaryota, Metazoa, Chordata, Actinopteri, Cypriniformes, Cyprinidae. The transcript has 3 exons. Gene Ontology annotation, cellular component: neuronal cell body; axon terminus; dendrite. The record is from RefSeq and is a predicted model, not a curated record. Gene Ontology annotation, biological process: chemical synaptic transmission; sensory perception; neuropeptide signaling pathway. The coding region runs from base 159 to 872 and encodes 237 amino acids.
UCUCUAUAAGACGACCGAGCAACAGCAUCCUCUUAGGAAACAAACAGAAGCAGGAGAUAGGAGAAAAGAACAGUCUUCAGUUUCAGCAGAUCUGCUCAGGACAGGUGCCUGAACCACACACAGCUCAGACUGCACUUCAGCUGUUAAAACACUGCGUGAUGAAGACUCCACUGUGGACGAUACUGUUGCUUGGACUGUGUAACCCAGCAUGGGGUGACUGCAAGAAAGACUGCCUCUUCUGCAGCCAAAAACUGCCUGUUGAAUAUGCCUUCAAUAAUUUGGUGUGUCUGGUGGAGUGUCAUGGUAAACUUUCUCCAGGCGACACCUGGGAGAUGUGUCGCAGGACCAUUGUGGAGCCGAAACCAAUAGCCUUGUUAUCGGUUGCCAAUGGCAUGCUGAAAAGAGAAGAUGAGGAAGCAGACACCUCUCUGCCUGUGGACCAGGAUGAUGGGCAGUAUUCUGAAACCCUCCAGAGGUUCGACCACAUAACACAGGCCUUGGGAAUGGAUGAUCAGGACCAAGAUAUGCAGCUCAGUAAAAAAUACAAGUUCCUGCAAGUACAUUCAGCACAAGAAUCUGAGGAAGAGCGAGACAGAGAUAGCGAGAUGGAAGGCAAGGAGGAAGAGGCUGCCGUCCACCUGAUAAAACGCUUCGGAGGCUUCCUCAAAAACAAGUAUGGCUACAGAAAGUUCAUGGAUCCUGGAAGGCCUUUGCAAAAAAGAUAUGGGGGUUUCAUAGGCGUCCGCCAAUCUGCCCGCAAGUGGAACAGCCAGAAGCGCUUUAGCGAGUUCCUCAAGCAGUAUUUGGGCAUGAGUACUCGAGCUAGUGAGUUUAAUAGUAUGUCUUCUGAUGUCACUCAACAGAAUGAAUAAGCUUUGACCUUUGAAGUGAAUAAACUUACCAAGCAAACCUUUUGUCAUGCUCAUUCGAAAGAUACCAUGCACCGUUCUCCUCAAACACAAAAAGCUCUCAUAGUGCCACAGGGUUUCAUGUGCAUUUACUCAAUGAAGCAUCUAAUCUGUGUCAAACAAAGCUUACAUUAAGUGAUAUUAGCUUGAAAUUUGACGAAAACUCUAAUGAUUUGAUUUGACUGGUAUUGCAUAUGAAGGCCCCUGUAGUUUUAUUAUACAUCAUUUGAAAACGUUAUUUGUUCCAAAUUCAUCUCCUCUACGACACUGCCACCUAUUGGUCAAUGAUAAUUAAAUCUCCAUGAAAAUCCUUGAAAUUGAGGUGGACUUCAUAUGGAGAGGUCAUUACUAGACCAAAUAGAAUUAUUAAAGGAAUAGUUCUCCAAAAAUUAAGUAAUUGCCAUGCUCACUCACCCUCAUGUCAUUUAGAGAUCUAAAUGGAACGCAAAUCAGAAUUAAAGUCUAAAGAAAGCAAGAGAAACAGACUAAAAUUAAAGUUUGGUAACUUUUAAAAACAUUUAACUCUUAAAAAGUUUUUAAAAAAGUAACUGUUUUACAAAGUUGCAAUUUCAUAUGAAAUUCUACAAAGCAUUUCUUUUUGUUGGAAAAAAUAAAGCAUGAAGUUUCACCCCUUAGCAUAGCAUAACCAUCACUGGGGCGUAAACAGAUUGUACAAAUUCAUAUGAAUUAGCCACCAAUUGACCAAAACAUAUGCAUUGCCAUGAGAUUGUGUAGGGGAAAAGAGCAGCUUUAACAAUCUGCUUAACAUCUCCUUUUGUGUUUUAAGGAAGAAACAAAAUAAAAUAGGAUCAGAAUCAUAUGAGCAUAAGUAAUUGCUGUACAUUUCGUUUUGGGGUGAACUAUUCCUUUAAGGGGAUUAAGGAAAGCUAAUCUGUGUUUACGGUCUCUCCCGAAAAAAUAAAUAAAGCCAGAUUUCACAUAAACCAUUCCAGCAAAAACUCAUCACUGUAAAAUGCCUAUACAAACAUAACAAAUUAUGUCCUGCACAUGCACACUGAGUUUGCAUCCUCAUCUAAGAGUGGGAAACCCAAAGCAUUCAUUGGAUUAUUUUUUAACUGAUAAUAUUGAUUUGUAUUUGUGCAGAUGCAAUGAUGUAUUUAUGCAAACAUUGCUAAAUCAUGCUUCUCUCUUUAUUCUAAUGAUAAAACUCAUGAUGUUCACCAAAUGAACUGUACAUAGUAACUGAACUAUAUCAAUAAAAUAGUUUACUAUUUUC